This is a messenger RNA of Vitis riparia (riverbank grape), 2321 nucleotides long. RefSeq names its product methylthioribose-1-phosphate isomerase-like. Bases 23 to 1834 code for a protein of 603 amino acids. The transcript has 8 exons. Gene Ontology annotation, molecular function: guanyl-nucleotide exchange factor activity; translation initiation factor activity. Gene Ontology annotation, cellular component: eukaryotic translation initiation factor 2B complex. NCBI's taxonomy places the organism in Eukaryota, Viridiplantae, Streptophyta, Magnoliopsida, Vitales, Vitaceae. The record is from RefSeq and is a predicted model, not a curated record. Gene Ontology annotation, biological process: translational initiation.
AACUCUUUCAGACUUCCUUGAAAUGGCUAGGGUUCAUCCUCAAUCACUGCUUUCUUCUGCUCACUGCUACUUCACUUCCAAACAAGAAGUUUUUACUCUAUGGAUGAAGUCUCUAGUACUGCACGGAAAAGGAUGCACUGUGUUUGAUUCAAACGGGGGAAUCGUGUAUCGUGUUGAUAACUAUGACCGCAAAUGCAGCAAUGAAGUUUACCUUAUGGAUUUCAGAGGCAAAGUUCUCUACACCAUACUGAGAAAGAGAUUUAAAUUUUUCUGUUGCUGGGAGGGCUACUGUGCUGCUAAAGAGAUUAAGCAAGGUAAGCCAGGGUUCCGGGUUAGAUCGAAAACAUUUGGAAUUCUAAGAGGAGGUUCUCCAUUUAAGGCGGUUGUGGGGUUGGAUAAAAAUCAACCAUGUCAGAUUAAGAUAGAGAAGAGGACUAGUAGCAAUUCAACAUGCAAGAUAGUAGAUGAAUUGGGGUUGCUUGUUGCAGAGGUAAAGAGAAAAACAUCGAAGUGUGGAGUUGUGUUGGGAGAUGAUGUUUUGACAAUGGUGGUGGAGCCUUAUAUUGAUCACUCUCUCGUCAUGGGACUUCUUGUUGUAUAUGGUCUUAUCAACCACAAAAUUUUGAGAGGAAAAAAGGAGGAGAGAGAGAGAGAGAGAUUAUUGAUGUGGUGGAGAUCGGCUUCUUUCAUUCUCGACAAGGGUCAAAACGACGAAGUGCAGGACGAGAGCGAGAGCCUCCGCCUCUCCCCAUCUAACACCUCCAUGGCCGACACUCUCCAAAACCCUAACCCUAAGAUUUCAGCCUACUACCAGACCAGAGCGGAUCACCACGGCGUCGUCACCAGCGACUGGCUCUCCCAAGCUCAGGCCGCCGUUGGCCGCCACCCCGACGACCUCCCGCCCCCCAAGGUCGAAGAUUCCGGCAAGCCUUUUAGCGUCAUCGAUGAGUUCAAUAGCUGGCGGAAGCAGCCCGAUUUGGCCGAGGCGGUGGCCGCGAUUCGCGCUUUGGCGUCGGUGAUUCGGUUCAGCCAGGCUACCACCAUGAUGGAACUGGAGAUUGAGCUCAAGAAGGCUUCCGAUUCUCUUAAAUCAUGGGAUACAACCUCCAUCUCUUUGACGGCUGGCUGCGAUCUGUUCAUGCGAUAUGUGACAAGAACUUCCGCUUUAGAAUAUGAGAACUUUAAUUCAGCUAAAUCUCGUUUGAUUGAGCGUGCAGAAAGGUUUGGAGAGAUAUCUUAUAAGGCGCGCAGAAUCAUUGCAAUGCUUGGUCAAGAUUUUAUAUUUGAUGGUUGUACCAUUUUGGUGCAUGGUUUCUCUAGAGUUGUCUUGGAAGUUCUGAAGACAGCAGCACAGAAUAAGAAACUCUUUCGAGUUUUCUGCACAGAGGGAAGGCCGGACAGGACAGGACUACGACUAUCCAAUGAAAUGGCAAAGCUUGAUGUUCCGGUGAAGCUCUUAAUAGACUCAGCAGUGGCAUAUACUAUGGAUGAGGUUGACAUGGUAUUUGUUGGGGCUGAUGGAGUAGUUGAAAGUGGAGGUAUAAUUAACAUGAUGGGGACAUACCAAAUCGCAUUGGUGGCUCACAGCAUGAACAAACCAGUUUAUGUUGCUGCUGAAAGCUACAAGUUUGCUCGUCUCUAUCCAUUGGACCAGAAAGACAUGGCCCCCGCCCUACGCCCCAUUGAUUUUGGGGUUCCCAUCCCUUCAAAGGUUGAGGUUGAAACAUCUGCGCGGGAUUAUACACCUCCUCAGUAUCUCACAUUACUCUUUACAGAUCUGGGUGUUCUCACCCCAUCUGUGGUUAGUGAUGAACUCAUUCAGCUAUACUUAUAGUCACUUGUGGAUCUAAUUCUGUUUGAUUUUGUUAAAUAGGAUCUGGUCGCCCCCACCUGAUGGUUUUCUGAUAGAAGACGUAUGGAAGGGCAACACUGUAUUCAAUGCACAAAAGUGCAAAUUGGGUUGAAGUUAACUUUAGUAUAACUAGUUCGAUAAAUUUUUGUUCAUUGCUUUUCAGUAAUGAAAAAUGUGGUUCGCUUCUACCCGUUUGUUGCUGUCUUUAGAGCCAAUGGACUGCUUUGGGAGUCAAGGCAGUAGAUUGAUUCUCGAAUUCACCCACUUGCAUUGCAGUUUGAUUCCAAUGCAAUUUGGCUAUGACCUCCCUGUCUUGAUGUGCUUCUCUUGAUGAUUAAUGGUUAUAAAGGGUUGGCAGUUGGCAUCAAAUCCCUUUCAAUCAAUUUCUCUUUACUGAUAUAUCAAAUUCCCAGGUGGUUGACCAUAAAAGUGGAAGCCUUCCCCUCCCCGAGUAUAUAUGUAUUUUUUU